AUGACAGAAGGACUCAAAUAUGUUAAAUGUGCUCUUUUGCAACAAGAGAAUGAUCCACUCGAAUACUGCGUUUGUACUCUUCCCAUCCCAUCAAAUAUUGGCAUUCCUCUCUUUCCUUGUGAACUUCCCAAUAAUUUCAAGCUCUUUCAAUCAAAUGAGGCAUUUUCAUAAUUGGGAAUGAAAAUCAUGGAUAUCGAAGAAGAAGAAAACCACAAAUUGAUGAGAACAAUCUGUUGCCCCAGUUUGAGACCCUUAACCAUUACAUCCAGGGACUUUUACAACAAUAUUCCAAUUCAAGCAGAAAGAAAAUUUGCCAUUCCUUUUAUUCAAAAAAAUGAAAUGAAGGUUAAAUAUGAUGGCGAGUAUGCAGGUAAAAUUGUAUAAGAAUAAUGCUGCACUUUCAUGAAGGGCAUGUUUCAUUAAUUAUUCAUUUAUGAUAGCAAUGAAUACCUUAUUUAUGAGAUAACUGCAAAUUUGAAAUAAAAGGGAUUGCUAUGCUUUUUGCCCUUCCAAUCUUGCAAUUCCAUAAAAUACUCCAUCAUUGAUAAGAGACCUGCCGAAGAAUAAUUAAUUAGCGAAAACUACACUAAUGGUCAAAUCGAGCAUCUAUUCUACGGAUGGUCAAAUGAACUUUGCUCCAAGGCUGAUUAAUAUGGUAUCAAAUUUCCAGAUAGUGCUAGUGAAAAAGACAAAGCAUUGCUCAUUAUGUGUUGCAUAUUUAUUGAUUAUUUGUGGUUUGAAAAUUUUUGA
This is a messenger RNA of Paramecium tetraurelia, 750 nucleotides long. RefSeq lists its product as uncharacterized. The record is from RefSeq and is a predicted model, not a curated record. The transcript is spliced from 3 exons. NCBI's taxonomy places the organism in Eukaryota, Ciliophora, Oligohymenophorea, Peniculida, Parameciidae. Gene Ontology annotation, biological process: plasma membrane phospholipid scrambling. Gene Ontology annotation, molecular function: phospholipid scramblase activity. Gene Ontology annotation, cellular component: plasma membrane.